AUGCAUCGUCUUUUUGCUGAGCUGGAGCCAUCUUUAACCGUCACAGAGCAAAACCUGGCAGAUCGAGUUCGGUAUAUCUUGCGCUCAAAUAUAUUUGAUGUCGCCGAACUCGAACGGCUACGACGUGAGGCUGUUCCCUCGUCGGAUGAGAAUGCUACGACUGAGGAUGCGGCGCCACAAAUGGUAGAGCAACCGGCAAACGUGGACGCCGCCGUGAAUACCCCAGUUGUGGUUGAUUCAAACGAUGAUGGAACAGUCGCCCAGGAACUGGAAUUAGAGCAUAUGAGGAGUACAUUGGAAGAGGCGAUUGUGGAAACGCGCAGUACGCCUCUCGAAAAUCGACCGCGACUUCCCCGCAUAGCCCUAAGCAAGCGGAAUCGGGCUGUCGUGAGGGCUCUGAACCCAAUGCUGGUGACCUAUUUGGAAGCCAGCCGGGACCUUUGCGAGACGGACUCAAUUCUUUUUGGCGCCGCGCUGGCAGUCUGCCGUAUCAUAGGCGCCAAGGUUUCCACGGCUGGACGCGCUACUGGCCAUAGUAGCGCUAUCCCAGCAUGGAGAAGAAGAAUUGAGGAACGUAUCGCAAAGGCUAGAGCUCUCAUCGGCGGACUGAUAUGCUUCAGAUCAGGCAACAACAGGCCAAUGCGCACCGUCAGGAUGGCGUUUGCUGGGACAAAUGUCAGUUUGUCCCAGCCGGAUAUAACGCAAAAACUGACGGUGCGCAUAGAUGAUCUGAAGCAGAGAAUCGCUGCUUGGGGAAAGCGGAUUCGGCGAUAUACCGAGAGGUCGACACGGUUCAACCAGAAUCGUCUCUUCCAGAGUGAUCAGAAGAGGCUCUAUGAAUCAUUGGAGCGACCAAUGGUAAGUGGAACGGGUCCAGCACCGAAUCAGGCCGACACUGUAGCAUUCUGGCGCGGCCUGUGGUCAGAGCCCGUAAACCACAGCGAGGGCCCUUGGACGGAAGUUGUGGCGAGUCAGUGUGCGGGUAUUACGCCCAUGGACCCCGUCAUCAUAACGCCGGAUGACGUAGCUGAGGCGGUCCGUAGGGCCCCGAACUGGAAAAGUCCGGGGCUUGACGGGCUGCAUCACUACUGGCUGAAGCGGUUCAUGGUGUGUCACUCUGUGCUCGCCCGACAGUUUCAAGAGGCUCUCAACCAGAAGUCGCUCCCAAGCCUCUUCACUACUGGGAUCACUCAUUUGGUUCCUAAAGACCAGGUCCCAUGCACAUGUUACGAGACGACUAUGGAAUUUGACAAAAAGAUAAGGCUUCUAACAGAUGAAAAAACCAUUUUGUUUGGACAGACGUAA
This is a messenger RNA of Parnassius apollo (apollo), 1305 nucleotides long. The record is from the annotation of a GenBank genome assembly. Lineage: Eukaryota; Metazoa; Arthropoda; Insecta; Lepidoptera; Papilionidae.